UGCCGAUCAUUGAUCCAGAAAACUCCCCCUCCCGCAGUGCUUACGGGUGCCUGUGUUCAUUACUGUAGUUUUUUCACUGACUGCUAUUUGUUAUGGUCCUUUUGUUCUUGUUUGCUUGAGAAAUAUGGUAAAAAGUUAGAGGCGAGGCGAAGCACGGACCACCCAGACCAUAGCUGCCGAUACAAAGGCCCGGCUGGGGAGAAAUCUCUAGCCACCUGUGACAUCAAGAUCAAGAUCAAGAGACCAAAACAACAACAAACCCACGAGCACCCGCAGGAUGACCGCCCCCGCAGGCUCCUCAGCAGGCUCCUCAGCAGGCCCCUCAGCGGAGCAGCCCAGGGUGUUCAAGCUGGUUAACCGCACAUGGAAGACGCUGCCGGACAAGGGCGACGACGUGUACAUCCGGGACCCCAAGCUGAAGGAGGGGUAUCUCGGCGACCUCAGCAAGAAGAGCAUCGUGCAGCUCCAGGAGAUCCUUCAGCGCCAGGACAGGAUACUCAACAACAAGUUCCUCGCCUCCAAGCUCAAAGACAAAGGAGAGCUGCUGAGGGAGUGCAGACGGAAAGUUGCUGAGGCUCUUGAACAAGCUCUCGACCUUCAGAAGAAUGGCCCCAGAACAGACACCCCAGCAGACAUCAAUGCCAUGGAAUGGAAAAGCCGAAGAAAAACUGCAAGCAAGCAAGAGGCGCUGGACAGUGACGACGACGAGGCUGAGGAACUCGAAGACAGACUGGACCCCCUCAAGCUCAUGGCCUACCACUCCUCCUGUGUCAAGAAACCCCCCCAGAACGAAAGGAGGCAAGACCAGGAGGACCCAACCAGUGCCAUUGUGCAGGAACUCAAGCAGCUGGACCUUCAGGAUGCUGCGCAGGAGUCUAAAUCAGGCACUUCGUGUGAGUUUGGCGACAGGAGAAACCAGAUGUUGGAGGACAUGAGGAAACGAAACGGUCCCGUCAAAGACUCCUUCAAGCCCUUCAGGCCCAUUGCCAACCCCCAGCCCAUCCCCGGCGUGGUGCAUCAUGCCACGCGGAUGACCACCACCACCACCCAAAGCAUCCCUGACAAGGAGGGACUCAGGCUGGAGCGCGAGUUCCUCAUCAAAGAGAAGGAGCGAGCACUUUCGGAUGCACGACAACAGCUGGGGAGGAUAAAGACAGACAAAAUUGGGCUUCCAUCGGCGGCGUCCGCACUCAGAUAUCGCGACACCAACAUAAACAGACACCUCCUGGACUCCGACGAGAGCGAUGACAGUUUAUCAGACUCAAACGAUUAUGGCGAUGAGUAGCUUGUUUAUUAGAAAGAACUCUAAUGCUGGAAGACCAAUUCAACUCUUUGGGCAGCUUAGUAACACGGGACAAAAGUGAAAAAGAUAUAGAGAAGAGAACUAACUUUAAAAUCAAACUGAGUACGUUUUUGUGUGGUGACAGAGACAGACUGGUGAGGAUUAAAGAGAGACAUAGGAGGUUUUGGGGGACAGGCAAUGAGGAAAGAAGAGUGAGGAGAACGAGCUUGGUAGGAGGAAGAGGAGAAGGAAGGAGAGUGAGAAGAUUGUGAUUAUUAGGCCCAGGUAGGGAGUGUUGGCUCUGAGUUGAGGUUUUGGGGGACAGGCAAUGAGGAGGAGGAGUGAGAAAAGUGAGCUUGGUAGGAAGAGUAGAAGAAAGGAGAGUGAGAUUAUGCUUACGAGGCCCAGAGAGUGUUGGUUAGCUAGCACAGCCUUCCAAUGAGUACAGUGUGUAUUGAUUGUAGAACACACACAAAAGAGUUUCACUGGUCGCAAACUGAUAAAUCUCGCUAAAAUAACACCUCCAUUUAGCAUGAAUUACUUUGAUACUAAUUUUGAGCUAAAGAGAAGGUCCACUAACUCAUUUUGGGGGUGCUAAAAGAGGGAAGACAUGUCCGAUACUGGCAGGAAUCUGAAAUAUCUAAGAGCAAAAUAGUUGUGUGAUAUUACUAGAUGUAUUUUCCUGGUUAUAGUUUACAGGUUUUGACUCCCUCUCGUACUGUCCUGUCUCCAUAUUCAUACUUAUUUUAUUCAUCCUAAAUCUGUGAUAAAUUAAAUGUGGUAAUUGAUAUGUAUUGAGAAUAAAAUACUAAUACACUCUUACGUUAUCCUAAGCAAUGAUAAAUUAAAAAAGGUAAUUGAAAUGUGGUUAGUGGAAAAUACACACCACUCUCUGUACAUACCUAUUGCCAAUGCACAAAACAAUAUGAAUACUUGUUACUGAUAUCAGGCACAAGGGAGUCUGAUGUAAGAGAAAAGAAUGAAUCUGAAAAUGACUGAGGUGAAUGGUGGAUGCACACGGCUGUUUAACAUUAAGUAUAGAAUUCUACAUCAUCAUUUUGUCCACCAGUUGUUAUUCCUCGACCAUCUGAUAAUUUUGUGUGAAUAUAUCUGUCUUAUCUAAUAUUCCUUUGGUGAACUGAAAUAACCUUCAACUGACAACAUUACAGUAUUGACAUUUUCCUAAAGUUUGAAGAAGUUUCCCAAAAUGUACAAAUAUUGAUUUUUAUACUAUUCCAAAAGAGCAAAGGAAUAAAUAAAUUAAGUUUUUCAAA
Messenger RNA from Eriocheir sinensis (Chinese mitten crab), 2556 nucleotides. RefSeq lists its product as uncharacterized. Lineage: Eukaryota; Metazoa; Arthropoda; Malacostraca; Decapoda; Varunidae. The coding region runs from base 278 to 1285 and encodes 335 amino acids. The transcript is spliced from 6 exons. Gene Ontology annotation, molecular function: transcription elongation factor activity. The record is from RefSeq and is a predicted model, not a curated record. Gene Ontology annotation, cellular component: nucleus. Gene Ontology annotation, biological process: transcription elongation by RNA polymerase II.